This is a messenger RNA of Juglans microcarpa x Juglans regia, 1067 nucleotides long. RefSeq names its product protein FAR1-RELATED SEQUENCE 5-like. The transcript has a single exon. The record is from RefSeq and is a predicted model, not a curated record. The coding region runs from base 1 to 729 and encodes 242 amino acids. Lineage: Eukaryota; Viridiplantae; Streptophyta; Magnoliopsida; Fagales; Juglandaceae.
AUGACACAAAUGAGUCAUAUGUUUGAGGAUGGGAGGCUCAGAUAUAUCACAUUGAGUUGUGCUCGUGGUGGGAAGGCACGGAAUCGGACCACAAAUGCCGCUCGACCACGUCCGACAUCAAAGACAGGCUGUAAUGCAAGGAUAAACGCUACGUUUUUUGAAGGGGUGUUGAAGUUGUUGACUGUUCACAAUACCCACAAUCACGGCCUAAGUCCACAAAAAUCGAGGUUCUUCCGCUGCAAUAGAGAAGUGAGUUUGUUUGUUAAGAGAAUGCUAGAUACAAAUGAUCAAGCUGGUAUCCGAAUGAACAAGAGUUUCGCCACUCUUGUGCAAGAAGCAGGUGGGUUUGAGAACUUGCCAUUCAAUGAAAAAGACUGUCGUAACUACAUUGACAAGGCACGCCACCUUCGACUUGGGAAAGGUGGUGCUGGAGCCCUUCAUGAAUAUUUUGCUAGGAUGCAAUACAAGAAUAAUGGAUUCUUUUCACUACUAGAUAUGGAUGAUAAUGGGAGGUUGAAAAAUAUCUUCUGGGCAGAUGCACGGAGUAGGGCAUCAUACAAAUAUUUUGGUGAAGUUGUCACGUUUGACACUACCUAUUUGACAAAUAGGUAUGGGAUGCCGUUUGCACCAUUUGUUGGUGUAAACCACCAUGGACAGUCAAUCCUUUUGGGGGCAGGAUUGAUUUCUAAUGAGGAUACAGAAACGUUCACAUGGUUGUUUCAGAGUUGAUUGAACUGUAUGGAUGGUGAAGCUCCAAAGGCUAUUAUCACAGAUCAAGAUAGAGCCAUGAAAAAUGCAAUUGCGCUUGUCUUUCCGAAUACCCGACACCGAUUUUGCUUAUGGCACAUACUGAAGAAAGUACCUGAAAAACUGGGUUCACAUGGUGCAUACAAAGAUGGGUUGAAAAGUCAGUUGCUUAAGUGUGUGUAUGACUCUCAAACAAUAGAGGAGUUUGAGAAAUGUUGGGAAGUGAUGAUUACAACAUACAACUUGCAGGAGAAUGCUUGGUUGUAGAAUUUAUAUGCUGAGCGUACCUAUUGGGCACCGGUAUUUUUGAAAGAAGUUUU